Antrostomus carolinensis (chuck-will's-widow) is the source of this 1845-nucleotide messenger RNA. It is a transcript of the gene OSBPL1A, whose product is annotated as oxysterol binding protein like 1A. Gene Ontology annotation, molecular function: cholesterol binding. Gene Ontology annotation, cellular component: perinuclear endoplasmic reticulum; plasma membrane; cytosol. The transcript has 14 exons. Lineage: Eukaryota; Metazoa; Chordata; Aves; Caprimulgiformes; Caprimulgidae. The coding region runs from base 221 to 1588 and encodes 455 amino acids. The record is from RefSeq and is a predicted model, not a curated record.
GAAUUUGAAACUGGAGCAUGAGCAGGAGAAAAACAAGAUCUUGUCAGAAGCAUUAGAGACGCUAGCUACCGAACACCAUGAACUAGAGCAGUCUCUGGUUAAGGGAUCUCCGCCUCUCAGCAUCAUCAGUGAAGAGCAGUUCUAUGAUGCUGUUUCAGAUUCAGAAUCUGAAAAGUCAUUAAGUGGUUUUGAAACAACAGCCUACUCAUUAGAGGACAGCAUGGAUUCAAAAGAUACAAUAACUUCAAGCAUGUCUGAAGAAAAGGUUUGUGGCAGUGGGGAGUCGCUGUCUAACGGAAUCAAAAAACACAGAACAAGCUUGCCGUCCCCGAUGUUUUCCAGAAAUGACUUCAGUAUCUGGAGUAUCUUAAGAAAAUGCAUUGGAAUGGAGCUGUCGAAGAUCACAAUGCCAGUUAUAUUCAAUGAGCCACUGAGCUUUCUGCAGCGACUCACGGAGUACAUGGAGCACACGUACCUCAUCCACAAAGCCAGCUCGCUUUCCAGCACAACUGAGCGAAUGCAGUGUGUUGCUGCAUUUGCCGUGUCUGCUGUAGCUUCACAGUGGGAACGUACAGGGAAGCCAUUCAACCCACUGCUUGGAGAGACAUAUGAAUUGAUCAGAGAUGAUCUGGGGUUUAGACUUCUCUCAGAGCAAGUUAGCCAUCAUCCACCAAUCAGUGCUUUCUAUGCUGAAGGUUUAAAUAAUGAUUUUGUGUUUCAUGGAUCAAUUUACCCUAAACUCAAAUUCUGGGGCAAGAGUGUGGAAGCUGAACCAAAAGGCACAAUGACUUUGGAGCUUCUUGAGCACAAUGAAGCCUACACAUGGAUAAAUCCUACAUGCUGUGUGCAUAACAUUAUUGUGGGCAAACUUUGGAUUGAGCAGUAUGGAAACGUGGAAAUAACUAACCAUAAAACUGGUGAGAAAUGUGUACUAAGCUUCAAGCCCUGCGGCCUCUUUGGGAAGGAGUUGCAUAAAGUUGAAGGCUACAUUCAGGACAAAAGCAAGAAGAAACUUUGUGCACUGUAUGGGAAGUGGACUGAGUGUUUGUACAGUGUUGACCCAGCUACAUUUGAAGCUUACAAAAAAAAUGACAAGAAAAAUACAGAAGAGAAGAAAAGCAGUAAACAGGUGGGCAAUACUGAGGAACCAGAUGAGAUGCCAUUGCCAGAUUCUGAGAGUGUGUAUGUUAUUCCUGGAAGUAUUUUGCUAUGGAAGAUAACUCCAAGACCUCCAAAUUCAGCACAGAUGUAUAAUUUUACUAGCUUUGCUAUGGCUUUGAAUGAGUUGGACAAAGAAAUGGAGAAUGUCAUUCCCAAAACUGACUGCCGGCUACGACCAGAUAUCAGAGCCAUGGAAAAUGGAGAAAUAGAUCUAGCUAGUGAAGAAAAGAAGAGGCUAGAAGAAAAACAAAGGACUGCCCGCAAAAAUCGUUCGAAGUCAGAGGAAGACUGGAAGACGAGUCACCCAUCAUCCCCGAGUCCCAGAUGGUUCCACCAAGGCCCCAAUCCCUAUACUGGUACGCAGGACUGGCUUUAUUCUGGCAACUACUGGGACAGAAACUACUUUAACUUGCCUGAUAUUUAUUAAAAUGCAAUAAGGAGCCUGUGACUGAUACAAAUAUGUCUUAAUCUGUUUUAAUGUCUUCCCUUGUUUUACUUAUCUCCUGAAAAAACUGACAUGUUAUCAAACACAAUAUUAAGCAUCUCCACAGUAAAUCUGGUGGUACCUGAUCUGCAGUCCCAUAGGUAGCAGAAUAAUUUUUCUGGCUGAUGGUUGGUCCUGUGUGGAAAAAGUAAGCCGCCGUGGUGUCGAGCUGCCCUGUUUGCUGUAUACACCUAUAUUAG